Molecule: messenger RNA, 3203 nt
Organism: Cucumis melo (muskmelon)
Lineage: Eukaryota; Viridiplantae; Streptophyta; Magnoliopsida; Cucurbitales; Cucurbitaceae
Exons: 18
Coding region: 176-2851 (891 amino acids)
Biological process (GO): rRNA processing
Cellular component (GO): Pwp2p-containing subcomplex of 90S preribosome; small-subunit processome
Molecular function (GO): protein binding
Source: RefSeq, a predicted model, not a curated record
CACAAAACCCUGAAAGAAGCGCCACCAAGCGUCGUCCUUCUUCUUCUUCUUCUUCUUCUUCUUCUUCUUCUUCGUUGCCGGAAGAGAACAUAGCUGAAGAAAUUCCUAAAACCCUUCUUCUUACACACUCUGCGUCUCUCGAGCUUCUUCAGUUCUCGGAGAGCGACAAGAGAAGAUGGGAAUUUUUGAACCUUACAGAGCAAUUGGCUACAUAACAAAUAGCGUCCCCUUCUCUGUGCAGAGACUUGGAACCGAGACCUUCGUCACCGUUAGCGUUGGCAAAGCUUUUCAAGUUUAUAAUUGCGCGAAGUUAAACUUAGUGCUUGUUGGACCUCAAUUGCCCAAGAAGAUUCGAGCUCUUGCUUCCUACCGUGAGUACACAUUUGCUGCUUAUGGGUCUGACAUUGCAGUUUUCAAGCGUGCUCAUCAGGUAGCAAAUUGGAGUAGCCAUAAUGCCAAGGUCAACUUGUUGCUAUUGUUUGGAGAUCAUAUCCUAAGUGUUGACAUUAAUGGAAAUAUGUUCAUGUGGGCUUUCAAAGGGAUUGAAGAUAGUCAGUCUCCAGUUGGACAAGUCAUCUUAGACAGAAAAUUUAGUCCUAGCUGUAUAAUGCAUCCGGACACAUAUCUAAACAAAGUUAUACUUGGAAGCUUGGAAGGUUCUUUGGAGCUUUGGAACAUCAGCUCAAAGAAGAAACUCUUUGAGUUCAAGGGAUGGAAUUCAUCUGUUUGCUGCUGUGUUUCAUCACCUGCUCUAGAUGUUGUUGCCAUUGGCUGUGCUGAUGGGAAGGUUCAUGUUCAUAACAUUCGUUAUGAUCAAGAAUUGUUUUCAUUCACCCACUCUACGCGAGGAUCUGUUACUGCCCUGUCUUUCAGCUCAGAUGGACAGCCUCUUCUUGCAUCUGGAGGUUCAUCAGGUGUUAUAAGCAUAUGGAAUCUUGAGAAGAGAAGACUUCAAUCGGUCAUUAGAGAAGCACAUGAUAGCUCAAUAGUUUCACUUCACUUUUUUGCUAAUGAACCAGUACUUAUGAGUUCAUCAGCAGAUAAUUCCAUCAAAAUGUGGAUAUUUGAUACAACAGAUGGAGAUCCCCGUUUAUUACGCUUUCGCAGUGGGCACAGUGCCCCUCCUCUUUGCAUUAGGUUUUAUGCGAAUGGGAGACACAUCUUAUCUGCCGGUCAGGAUCGUGCCUUCAGGCUUUUCUCUGUAAUCCAGGAUCAGCAAAGCAGGGAACUUUCUCAACGGCACGUGUCUAAACGUGCGAAGAAGCUAAAACUGAAGGAAGAAGAAAUAAAGUUGAAGCCCGUCAUAGCUUUUGAUUGUGCUGAAAUUAGAGAACGGGACUGGUGCAAUGUGGUUACAUGCCAUGUUGAUACUCCACAAGCAUAUGUAUGGAAACUUCAAAACUUUGUUCUUGGUGAGCAUAUCUUGAAACCAUGCCCAGAAAACCCGACUCCUGUUAAGGCUUGUGCAAUCAGUGCAUGUGGAAAUUUUGCCUUCUUAGGGACAGAAGGUGGUUGGAUUGAGCGAUUCAAUCUGCAAUCAGGUGCUAGUAGAGGUAGUUACCUGGACAAAAUGGAAGGAGGAAGCUUUGCACAUGUUGGAGAAGUUGUUGGUCUUGCUUGUGACUCUACAAACACCCACGUUAUAAGUGCUGGAGUUCAUGGAGAUAUAAAGGUUUGGAAUUUCAAGGAGCGUGAUCUAAAAUCCAGAUGGGAAAUUGGUAGUUCUGUUGUCAAGAUUGUCUAUCAUCGAGUAAAUGGACUUUUGGCAGUUGUAACUGAUGAUUUGGUUAUCCGUCUGUUUGACGUUGUGACUUUAAGGCUGGUUCGGAAAUUUGAAGGUCAUACCGAUCGUAUUACAGAUUUGUCUUUCAGUGAGGAUGGAAAAUGGCUUUUAUCAUCUAGUAUGGAUGGAAGUCUUAGAAUUUGGGACGUCAUUUUAGCAAGGCAAAUAGAUGCGCUACAUGUUGAUGCUUCAAUUACUGCGUUUUCCAUUUCUCCAAAUAUGGAUAUUUUGGCAACUACGCAUGUAGAUCAAAAUGGAGUGUACCUUUGGGUGAAUCAAUUAAUGUUCACUGGUUCAUCAAACGUGGAUACCCUUGCAAGUGGAAUGGAGUCUGAAGAUCGUGAUGAAAAUCCUUCAAAUCUACCUGAAUCUAAAGAUUUAUCAUGCUUAAGCAUCUCCACCCAGCAAAUCCCAGAUUUAAUUACGCUUUCACUGUUGCCCAGAAGCCAGUGGCAGAGCUUGAUCAAUUUGGACAUAAUAAAGGUCCGUAAUAAACCAAUUGAACCUCCAAAGAAACCUGAAAAGGCUCCUUUCUUCCUGCCAUCUCUUCCUUCUCUCUCUGGAGAAAUAUUAUUCAAGCCUUCGGAGUCAGCAAACAAAGAGGGAGAGGAAAAAAGAGUUGAUAGUGAACAACAAAAGAAAUCCGAUAUAACAUCAUCUCAAUUCUUGCAGCUUCUUGAAUCUUCUUCUGAAACAAAGAACUUCUCAGCCUUUACUGAUUACAUAAAAGGUUUAUCUCCAUCGACAUUGGAUUUGGAACUUAGAAUGCUUCAGAUUAUAGAUGACGAUGAUCAUCAAGAACCUGCAAACAGACCUGAACUUAUUUCAAUUGAACUGCUUCUUGAUUAUUUUAUACACGAAAUUACUUACCGCAACAACUUUGAGUUCGUACAAGCCUUGAUCAGAUUGUUCCUGAAGAUACAUGGCGAAACAGUUCGAUGCCAGUUGACAUUGCAAGAGAAGGCUAAGAAACUCCUAGAUGUUCAGACCUCAGUAUGGCAAGGUUUGGACAAAUUAUUCCAAUCCUCUAGAUGUAUGAUUACUUUUCUUAGCAAUUCACAGUUUUAGGCAGGGGUAGUGGGUUGGGUCCGAUCUUCUAAAAAACAGACCUAACCCGGGUCGAAAACCCCUAGUUCUAGGUGCUGUGACCUUGGCUCACAUAGAAUCAUGAAAGAUCAUUAUUUAUUGCUGUUGUAGAUUAGUUUUUCUUUUCUUUUCUUGGGGGGGAAUAUAUAGUGCCUUAAAAACUAGAGAGAGGGAUUUUCGUUUUAGCUUAAUUAAUAUCUCUAAAUUAGAUGAGUUAAUGAGAGGAUGAGUAUAAGGUGUAAAUUGUAUAACAUUAUUCAAUUUUGUCCAACUUUGGUAGGGUUCAUCGAAAUUCUUUUUCCAUUAAUUGUGUGCUUCUACAUUUUUGGAGAAA